CCAACCGUCUAGCGGAGUGGCGCAUUUUUGCGUGAUCUAUCGAAUACCGAUCCGGUACCCAAGUCGUUGGACGAUGAUUGUCCUGUUGUGGGUUGUGCUGUCGAUAACGGUCGCAGUUCUGGUGCGAUGGCAGUGGCAGAAGAAAGUGAAAUUCGCAAACGCUCUUCCUCGGGCCAAACCGUACUACCCGUUGGUGGGAAAUCUACCCAUGGCGAUGGGGAAAAAGCCCGAUGAAUUGUUCAACACACUGUACGAGUGCUUCCGGCAGCAUGAUCGAAUGUUUACGCUGCAGUUCAGCACGGUCGUGUCGGUGUGUUUGUCCCAUCCGGAGUUGAUCCAGCGUGUUCUGAACCACCCCGACUGCCAGGAGAAACCCGAUGUGUACAAAGUGGUGCGACUUCCGAAGGGAUUGCUCGCUGCUAAAUAUGAUACCUGGAAGGUACACCGGAAAACGUUGAACUCAACGUUUAACACGAAAAUCCUGCACAGCUUCCUGUCUAUCUUCAACAAUAGCUCGAGGAGACUUAUAGAACGGUUGGAUCGAUAUGCCGAGAGCGGAGAUAACUGCAACAUUCUGGAGUACAUUUCGGAGUGUACUUUAGAAAUGAUUUGCAGGACGUCGUUGGGCGGAAAUGCUCUCGAAAGGAGCGGUCGACAGGAUUUCAUCGAGAAUCUUGAAAUUGCGCUCACUACGCUCGGUAAACGAAUAUUGAGUCUUCCACUGCACAACGAUUUCAUCUACCAAUUCACCACGCUGUAUCGCGAUGAAAUGAAAGCCAUCAGCACUUGUCACCAGUUCACGGAUAAGAUUAUCGCUGAAAAGCACGUCGAAUUCAAGUCCCUUCUGGAAGGGAAGAAAAACUCUGGUGGGGAAGCGCUUAGCGAGGACGACGAUUCGGAGAGCUACAAAAAGCCACAAAUUUUCAUCGAUCAACUGAUGAAGAUGCCCUUGAUGAUGAAGGAUGCUUACACUUUCAGCGACCAGGAAAUUUCCGACCAUGUCUAUACGAUGAUUGUUGCGGGGAAUGAAACAUCUGCGACUCAAUUGGCUCACACCUGUCUGCUGCUGGCAAUGAACCCUGAAGCUCAGAACAAAGCGUUCCAGGAGGUUAAGGAGGUUGUGACAUCUACGGAUAUGUUUUUCGACACGGACACGUUGAAGCAGCUCGUUUACAUCGAAGCCGUUCUGAAGGAAGGCAUGAGGCUAAUUCCGGUGGCUCCACUGAUUGCGAGAGAAAACAUCAAAGAUAUCGAACUGGACGGUCAUCACAUUCCGAAGGGAACUAUCCUGCUGAUGAAUAUGUAUGCUCUGCACCGACGAAGUGAUUUCUGGGGACCGGACUUUGAACAGUUCAAUCCGGACCGCUUCCUCGGGGUGGAAACAAUGCCCAGACAUCCCUAUGCGCACCUUCCUUUCAGUGGUGGACCGCGUGGCUGCAUCGGCUACCGGUACGCCAUGAUGAGUUUGAAAAUUUUACUGGCGUUGAUUUUGAAGAACUUUGAACUCACCACUCCUUUAAAGUACAACGAUAUUAAAUAUCAUUACCAAAUAUCAUUAAAUUUAGCUACUCCACACACGGUCAACUUGAAACGAAGGGUUUAAUAAUUGGACACUGAACUGUAUUUUAGUUUCUCAAAGCGGUGGGCAACUAACUAUCUGUAGGAAGUUAAGGACAAACUAGCUUUAUUAGAUCUUCUAAUAUAUUUAUCCAUUGAGUA
Molecule: messenger RNA, 1719 nt
Organism: Armigeres subalbatus
Lineage: Eukaryota; Metazoa; Arthropoda; Insecta; Diptera; Culicidae
Product: cytochrome P450 4d1-like
Exons: 5
Coding region: 74-1603 (509 amino acids)
Molecular function (GO): monooxygenase activity; oxidoreductase activity, acting on paired donors, with incorporation or reduction of molecular oxygen; iron ion binding
Source: RefSeq, a predicted model, not a curated record